GAAUGAGUUAGUUUAAGUACAAACACUCUCUCUGGUGCAACUAUAAACCUCUCAUCUCUCUAUACAUUUCUCUCUAAAACUACCAGCGUUCAAAAAACCCCGCCACCACCACCACCGCCGUGAUCAUGGGAUGCACGGCGUCGAAGCUCAACAACGAGGACACCGUGCGGAGGUGCAAGGAGCGGCGACGCCUCAUGAAAGACGCCGUCUUCGCCCGCCACCACCUCGCCGCCGCCCACUCCGACUACUGCCGUUCCCUCCGCUUCACCGGCUCCGCCCUCACCACAUUCGCCGCCGGCGAACCCCUCUCCGUCUCCCACCACACCCCCGCCGUCCUCCUCCGCACCCCCUCUUCCCUCUCCUCCACCACCACCACCGCCAUCCCGCCUCCUCCUCCUCCACAACGACAACCACAACCACAACCACAACCUCCUUCCUUCUUUCCCUCUCCCUCUCCCACCAUCUCCGCCACCAGUGCCCCCACCUCUCGCCGCCACAACCACCACCGCAAACCCAUCAAACUCCCUCACAUUCUCUCCGAGUCAAGCCCAUCUGCGUCCCCUCAAACCCACAUCAACAGAGCUAAAUCGAACGAUUUCAAUCCAAAUUACGCAUACAAUGCAUACAAUGCAAAUUCAACAUUUUCGACCACUCCAUCUCAAGCAUCAUCGGUCUGGAAUUGGGAAAAUUUUUACCCUCCAUCUCCCCCUGAUUCUGAAUUCUUCAACCAUCGCAACAUCAACGACGAUGACAAACCCUCAAUCUACUCCUCUAAUCGCCAAAAACACCACCGCCAUGACCACCACAUCGAGGUUGAAGAUGAUGAAGAUGAAGAGACGGAGAGAGAGGAGGUUCAGUACAGCGAAUGGGACGAUCAUUACAACACAACGAGCUCGUCCGAAGAAGACGAUGGAGAUGGAGAUUCUAGAUCUGAGAUUGGGAUUCAGUCCAAUUUCGGAUCCUCUGUCCGCACCGAAUCGAAAGCUCCGCCUCCUGCGCCGCCACCGCCGGCGAAGAGCGAUGUCGGCUCUUCCGCCUGCUGGAACCCCGCCGGAAACGGCGGCGGAGACUUGGAACUCGUCGUCCGGCACCGAGAUCUGGAAGAAAUCGUGGCGGCGAUCAGAGAAUACUUCGAUAAAGCUGCAUCCGCCGGCGAUCAAGUUUCCGAGAUGCUCGAGACGGGUCGUGCUCAAUUGGACCGGAGUUUCAGGCAAUUGAAGAAGACGGUUUAUCAUUCGAGUGGAGUGUUCAGUAACUUGAGUUCGAGCUGGACUUCGAAGCCGCCAUUGGCGGUUAAGUACCAGUUUGAACCGGGUUCCAUUGAUGAACCGGGCGGCCCGAAGAGUCUGUGUUCGACUUUGGAAAGGCUCUUGGCUUGGGAGAAGAAACUCUACCAGGAAGUGAAGGCUAGAGAGGGUGUAAAAAUUGAGCAUGAAAAGAAGUUGUCAUCCCUACAAAGUCAGGAGUACAGAGGGGGUGAUGAAGCAAAGUUGGACAAGACAAAAGCAUCAAUAAAGAAGCUACAGUCACUAAUUGUGGUCACGUCUCAGGCCGCUUCCACCACCUCUUCUGCCAUCAUUGGUCUAAGAGAUGCUGAACUUAUCCCGCAGCUUGUUGAACUUUGUCAUGGGUUCAUGUACAUGUGGAGAUCAAUGAACCAGUUCCACGAAGUGCAGAAUCACAUUGUGCAGCAAGUGCGCAGCCUCGUCAACAGAUCAACCAAGGGCGAGUCUACCUCUGAUCUGCAUCGACAAGCAACUCGCGACCUUGAAUCAGCCGUCUCUGCCUGGCACUCAAGUUUCUGCCGCCUGAUUAAAUUCCAACGGGACUUCAUCUUCUCCCUCCAUGGCUGGUUCAGGUUGACCACCAUUCCCGUCAACAGCGAACCACCAACCAUUGGCAACAGAGAACCCUCUGAUGCAUUCGCCUUCUUUGACGAAUGGAAGCUUGCCCUUGAUCGUGUCCCAGACACAGUCGCAUCAGAAGCCAUCAAAAGCUUCAUUAACGUUGUCCAUUCAAUAUCGAUGAAACAGACAGAGGAGGUCAAGGUUAAGAAAAGAACAGAAUCUGCAUCCAAAGAGCUUGAGAAGAAGGCUUCAUCACUUAGGAACAUAGAAAAAAAGUACUAUCAUUCGUACUCUAUGGUUGGUAUCGGGCUUCCCGAUACUGGGCCCGACACGGGUCACGUGUUGGACAUGCGGGACCCACUUGCCGAGAAAAAAUCCGAGCUCGCAUCUUGCCGAAGGCGAGUUGAGGAGGAGAUGUUGAGGCACUCCAAGGCAGUAGAGGUGACUAGAGCAAUGACGCUGAAUAACAUUCAGACGGGCUUGCCGGGGGUUUUUCAGGCUAUGACCAGUUUUUCGGCAUUGAUCAUGGAGGCGCUUGAGACAGUAUGCACACGGUCCUAUGCUAUCAAGUAAAUAAAACACACAAUAGUAAAUAUUCUUAACAAUAAUAGUAGCAUUAUAUUUUCUUUUUUUUGGUUCUAAGGUAAGUUGAAAGUUAGAAGCAUUAGCUCUUUGUUUUUUUUGGUUAUUUGAUAUGUAGAUAUGUUGAAUUUUGCGGUUGUCAUAUUUUUCUUUUUUUUGUUUUUUGUGGGAAGGAAUAGGGAAAUGGGGAGGGAAAGGGUAUGUGUACGUACAGAAAAUAGCCUGAUUAUUGUCUCAAAAGGUACACUUUUUCAGCAAUGAAUAAAUGUAUCUUUACCAUCUUUAUUAUUAGGG
Camellia sinensis is the source of this 2723-nucleotide messenger RNA. RefSeq names its product nitrate regulatory gene2 protein. The record is from RefSeq and is a predicted model, not a curated record. NCBI's taxonomy places the organism in Eukaryota, Viridiplantae, Streptophyta, Magnoliopsida, Ericales, Theaceae.